AUGGGGGCUGCAGCUCCGGGCCCCACCCUCCUGCUGCUCUCAGUACUCCUGACUCUGUCCAAGACCGAGACCCAGAGUGACGCUGGGUCACACUCCUGGCGGUAUUUAGUAACUGCGACUGCGUCUCGAUCGGGUCUCCGACAUCCCCAAGUCUUCGUCGCUGGCUACGUGGACGAUACGCAAAUUCUGGGCUUCGACAGUGACUUGGCUACUAAGAUGGAGCCGCGAGUGCGAGUGCCGUGGGCGCAGCAGAUGGGGCGGGAUUAUUGGGAGCAGGAGAGAAGGCAGAUGGAGACUUUUUCAAGCUCGGCCCAAGAAAGUCUGCGAUUUGCAAUUCAGAUCUAUAACCAGAGCGCUGACGACAGACACUUCCUCCGUGGGCACUUCAGACAUGCGUUUGAUGGCCGUGAUUACAUCAGCCUGAGCGAGGACAUGAGAACUUGGAUUGUAGCAGAUCCGAAGGCUCAGGGAGCCCUGCAAUGGUGGGAGGCAAAUCGUCCAGUGGAGUUCAGUAGAAUCUUCGCUGAGAACCGGUGCAUUGUUUGGCUACUCAGGCAUCUGGAGAUGGGAAAGGAGAUUCUGCAGCGCUCAGACCCUCCAAAGGCACAUGUAACCCGUCACCCUAGACCUGAAGGUGAUGUCACCUUGAGGUGUUGGGCUCUUGGAUUCUACCCAGCUGAAAUAACCCUGACCUGGCAGAGGGAUGGGGAAGACCAGACCCAGGACAUGGAACUGGUGGAGACCAGACCUUCUGGGGAUGGAACCUUCCAGAAGUGGGCAGCUGUGGUGGUGCCUACCGGGGAGGAGCACAGAUACACAUGCUAUGUGCAACAUGAGGGGCUGCCUGAGCCCCUCACCCUGAGAUGGGAGCCAUCUCCUUGGUCCCCAGCUGGAGUGACAAUUGGUGUGGUUCUCCUUGGAGUUGUGGUCACUGUAGCUGUGGCUGCCAUUGUGAUGCUGAGGAAGAAAAGCACAGGUAGGGAGGGGAUUGGUGUCCGAGGGUUCUGUAGAGAUGAAGCCAUGGAUGGAAAUGUGCUCAUCUCCUGCUUUGUUAGUCUGGGCACCACAGGAGACUUCCUCAGCCCCCCACCCCCACCCCAGCUGAAUGAGCACCUGGUGAGAAGGAAAAGCUGGAACUGCAGGAGUGGACUGGGCUGGAGUAACACUGGCACAUCCAGUUCCCAGAGUAGCAGGAAAGCUGUCCCCCAGAGACCAGGUCCAGGUGUCAGUGGUUCCUGUGCUCAGAGGAUCCCUGUGGGACCUGGUGUUGAUGGGCUCCUCAGUUCUGUUCCCAGCUGUGAAGCCUUGGAUUUGUUCAGAGGAUUCCUGUGCAAAGGGAAGUCUGAGAAUGCCUUGUCUAUGGGCCUUCUGGACACAAGCUCAGAGCUGUACAUGUGUCCAGUACAUGCUUGA
Molecule: messenger RNA, 1413 nt
Organism: Arvicola amphibius (Eurasian water vole)
Lineage: Eukaryota; Metazoa; Chordata; Mammalia; Rodentia; Cricetidae
Product: H-2 class I histocompatibility antigen, Q10 alpha chain-like
Exons: 7
Coding region: 1-1413 (470 amino acids)
Biological process (GO): antigen processing and presentation of endogenous peptide antigen via MHC class I via ER pathway, TAP-independent; immune response; antigen processing and presentation of endogenous peptide antigen via MHC class Ib
Cellular component (GO): external side of plasma membrane
Molecular function (GO): peptide antigen binding; signaling receptor binding
Source: RefSeq, a predicted model, not a curated record